This is a messenger RNA of Chelonoidis abingdonii (Abingdon island giant tortoise), 1335 nucleotides long. RefSeq names its product transmembrane protein 138 (gene TMEM138). Gene Ontology annotation, cellular component: cilium. The record is from RefSeq and is a predicted model, not a curated record. Lineage: Eukaryota; Metazoa; Chordata; Testudines; Testudinidae.
GCCUCUAUCUGAGCGCUUCGGGUUCCGCCGGCCGGGCCGGUCGCCAAUGGUUGUGCGGUCUCCAUGGGGAUGGAAGAUGGCGGCCCGAGACUCCAGAGCUCAGCUGUAGGGCGCAGGGAGAGGCUGUGGUGCAGGAGGGGAGCCUAAGCCCCUCUGGCCCUGAGGAUGAACUGGCUCCGUUCUCUGGAAUGCACACGCUGAGGGACCACAGCCCUGGGAAAGGAAGAUGCUCCGGACUAGUAACUACAGCCUGGUGCUCUCCCUGCAGUUCCUGCUGCUCGUCUAUGAUCUCUUUGUCAACUCCUUCUCAGAGCUGCUCCGUAUGGCCCCCGUCAUCCAGCUUGUGCUCUUCAUCAUCCAGGAUAUCGCCGUCCUCUUCAACAUCAUCAUCAUCUUCCUCAUGUUUUUCAACACCUUCGUCUUCCAGGCUGGCCUGGUCAACCUCCUCUUCCACAAGUUUAAAGGGACCAUUGUCCUGUCGGCUGCUUACCUGGUUCUGAGCAUCGCCUUCCACAUCUGGGUCAUGAACCUGCGCUGGAAAAACUCUACCCGCUUCGUGUGGACGGACGGGCUCCAGGCCCUCUUUGUGUUCCAGAGGCUGGCGGCUGUGCUGUACUGCUACUUCUACAAGAGGACGGCCUUGCACCUGGGGGACCCCCGCUUCUACCAGGACUCCCUAUGGCUGCGCAAGAAGUUUGCUCAGGUCCGCAGCUGAUGGCUUCCUCCAGGACCCAGAGCCGUGGCUGGUCCGUGGCUGCUCCCAGCUGGCUGGCAUGGAGCCCCCCCGUUCCACCUGUGCUUUCUAUUGUCUGUCUGAGAAGCCAGUGUCUCUCAAACUUGGUCUCUCACUCCGUCCCAUGAACCAAACAGGCUGGAGAGGUCCCAUCAAGAGACGUGUCAUCCUCGCACUGCUGCUUUGCAAGUUGCCUGCUCAGGCUCUCCAUCAUCCCUGGUACCUCAUUCCAUUCCCCUCUUGCAGAUCAGUGAGCCGUUCCUGCCCCUUUCUCUCUGGACCCAGCUUCAGCUUCCCUGAGGAGUGAUCCAAAGUGCCAAGCAGGUUUGGCUCAGCAGUCCUGUAACUGCAGCAUGGCUCCUCUUCAUGCAGAAAAAUCCUUCCACCAGCCCUACGCACAGCUCACUCGCAGCCUGACCAGUGGGGUCCUGUUCGUAUUGGCUGCAUUCAGCCUCCGCUUUGCAUAUCUGGUGGGAUGAGGUGCCAGUACUCAGCCUGUCCUAGCCACGCAGCGUUAGGCCUGUCCUGGUGGUAGACCCUCCUUUUGUAUCUGCGUAUUUUUGUAAAUUAUGAGACAAUAAAUUGGCUUCAUUUUCCAGAAA